AUGAAGCUGUGCCGCCAACCUCUCGCCUCCGCGGUCGCGUGCGUAGCCGUUGCCGUCGUCCUGGGUAACGACGACAUGCAGACAGUGAACGCCCGGACCCGAAUUGUGGAGGAAGAGGACGCCGAGUCGCCUGCACAGAAACCCACUCCGCUAACCUCUGCGCCUCUCCAGCGUCUCCUGGAUGAAACAUGCGUGAAGAGAUUCAAGGCGCUCUGCGAAGAAGGGAAAGACGCGUUUUGCAACUAUGAAACAGCUGUGGCGCGGAAAGGCCGAGGAAGCGAAACGCAAACAGACGACCAGUGGCGAUGCUACGACGACCGUUUCCUCGGGACGGAUUCCAGUAACGUGCAGUGCACAGACAACUGCGGCACCUUAUUCCAUUGCAAAGGAAGCAUAAACCCGUCGACGUCCGUCCACACAACCAUGAAGGAUUUGGAAACUGAGUUGGUAAACCGUGUCCCUGAAUUCUGCAGUCCUCAGCAAAAGACUCUGAACGAAUACUGCAACAACCUUCGAGAGGGAUGGGUUGCCCGCCGGGGCGUCCUGACAAGCAGCGCGGAAGACCAAGAGUGGCGAUGCUUUGACGUGGCAAAACUCGAGUAUCAUUUGCAGAGUCAAUGCGUCGACAACUGCAGCCGCCUGCGUCACUGUCCUGGAGGGCGAGAGGGCCCGGACCGCAGGAACCUGACCGAGAACGACGACUACGCUUCAAUCCCGGAGGCACGGUCUUUGAUCGCCAGUGGGGAUCCACCGUGCGAGGCCGCUUUGGUUUGCAUAUCGACGCCAAAGAAUCCCGCGAAAUGCGUGAGCGAGGGCGAAGUCGCGGAGGCCUUGGAAGAAGAGGCGGAACAGGAGACGAAGGAACGCCGGGAGGUGGAGAAGGAGGAGCAAAGGAAGGUGGCCGCAGCGAGUGUCGCGCCACCGCAAUCGGAAGCCAGCGACUCUCCUCGUCCCCCUCAAGAUAUCCACUCUGUGUAUCCUCAGUUGGAGACGCCCACGGAGGAAGAACUCGGGGUGCUGGGCACGGCAGAGACGAAGCUUCAGUCUCUGCAGGGGCUUCUGAACGCGCGAUGCGCCGAAGAAUUCAACUAUCUCUGCACUUCUGAAAACCUCGCUCCUUUCUGCACACAACCCGUCGUCGCCCGCAAGGACUACGGCGUCUACACCGGCUUCGAGGGCUCCAUCUGGAGGUGUAUCUCCUUCGCCAACCUGGACCAGGAAAGAAAGAGCAUUUGCGUCGACAACUGCGGAGCCGAAUACGUGUGCGACGGGGGCAUCGAGCCGACGGAAGUUGUGCACGCCCAGUGGUCGGCUCUGGGGAAACUGGUCACCCAGCGGAAAAACGACCGCUGCAAGAGGCCAGGCGCCGAGGAAGGCAACGAGGGAUACAGGAAAGAAUACACGGUUUGA
Neospora caninum is the source of this 1410-nucleotide messenger RNA. RefSeq lists its product as uncharacterized. Lineage: Eukaryota; Apicomplexa; Conoidasida; Eucoccidiorida; Sarcocystidae. The record is from RefSeq and is a predicted model, not a curated record. Bases 1 to 1410 code for a protein of 469 amino acids. The transcript has 4 exons.